UUUAGUUUUUUUGCAAAUCACUCUGUGUAUUGUUUUGCAAAAAGUGUGAGGCUGGCAUUGUGCUUAUAGUGGUGCACAUCUGGGCCAACGUUUUUCUCCUUGAAUGUAAGGUUUUGAUAAUUGUGUAAUACUUUCGAAGCAAACGGCAAAAACUGUAAGUAGUUUGACAUUAGAAUUUACGCGGUUCCCGUGAACGCAGCAAUGGACCGAGUCGAUCAGCGACUAGUUACCGACUGUCCUGGCUCCUGAUAGCAGACACACCCACACUUUAUUCUGUUCACUGAAAUAGUGAUGAGCUCACUUACGAGACUUCUAGACUACACGAAUGGGGACUCCGGGCGCUUCUGGGAGCGAAGACUGUGCUUUCUGCCAAAUAGCGAACAACCAAACUGACGUAGAAAUCCUGCUAAGUGACGGUGAGCUGCUUUGUUUUCGUGACAUAAAACCUAGCGCCACACAUCAUUUCCUCGUUGUUUCCAGGACGCAUAUCAUCAACUGUAAAACUCUUCAGGGGAACGACGUGCCUCUAGUGGAGCGGAUGGAAAAAAUGGGAAGGAGUAUACUAGAGAAGAACAAAGUCAGCAACCUGAAUGAUGUUAGGAUGGGGUUUCACAUGCCUCCAUUCUCAUCAGUUCCCCACCUCCACCUCCACGCUCUGGCUCCAGCCAGUACCAUGAACUUCAAGUCGCAGCUUCGCUACGGACCGCAGUCUCACUGGUUCAUCACAGUCGACAAAGUUCUUUCUCAGUUGAAGACUCGCGGCAAGGUCAAAUAAAGAGGUACAAGAGCCUGAAGGUGCAACAGUCUACUUUUAUGUUGACAGGUUAUUUAUUGUCACCCCGCUUCACUGAGUGUAAUUUUAAAUCAGUUCUCUAUCUGACUUGACAUUUUUGUGUCAAUGAUUUAUGUUGUACAGUACAUUCCUAUAUUCCUAUGCUGCUUGGUGGUUCAGUUGUGAAGAGAAAAGUGGAAUAAAAGGCAAUUUUUCUUUUAAGGUCGAAGCUGAAAAAGUUCGACCUUUCCACAAUUAUUUUUUUAAUAAUUCAUCCUAAUCCUAUCUAAUGUCAUGUUGUGCAGUGAGGAGAGAAUUACUACUUUUUGAAUAUACACUAUAUAUUUUUAUUUAAAUUCAAACCUUAAAGACUAACUUAAAAACUGAAAAUAUACUUCAUAUCCUGCAACAGUAUAAAAUAUAUCUAAUCAUGUAAUUGUACCGUUUUACCGUUAAUAAGUCAGUAUUUAAUGGGAAAUACAAUAAUUUUGUUUGUAUUGUUGUCUGUGUAUAUUAGGGGGGUCAAUUGAAAACAGCUGCUUACCUUUGAUAUCUCUGUGUCAUAAUAACCUGAUGCACUGGGGUGCAAUCUGUUUUUGUAUAAGGUAUUAAUAAAAGAUUUUGAGAAGCUCCAAA
This is a messenger RNA of Etheostoma cragini (Arkansas darter), 1408 nucleotides long. RefSeq names its product histidine triad nucleotide-binding protein 3-like. Bases 326 to 775 code for a protein of 149 amino acids. Gene Ontology annotation, molecular function: catalytic activity. Lineage: Eukaryota; Metazoa; Chordata; Actinopteri; Perciformes; Percidae. The record is from RefSeq and is a predicted model, not a curated record. The transcript has 5 exons.